CUUUUGCGAUUGCGCAGUAUCAAAAAGAGAUAUCCUGCGUUUUAUUUCAGUAUUUUACUAUUGAAUGGUGGUAGUUGUUUACACUCUUUGUGUUUUGGUAAUAUGGCAGUUAGUAUUGAUGAUCAACUUUCUAAUCAAGAAUUAAAAUUUCCUGCCAAUAAUGACACAGAAAAAAAUUGCGAUGAUAGUUCUCGUUAUGGCAAUACUGUAGCAAAAUCUGAAAAAAGAGAACGCCGUAAGCCAGAGUUACAGAUAUAUAAACCAGGUAGAGGUUUGCAAAAUAAAAGCUCAAAAGCUGAAGAUGAUAAGAAAUCUAACUUAGAAAGCAUAAGUAAUCCUAGAAAUGAUUCUCCUAGUUCUGAAAGUCCUCCUAAUUUUGCUGAGGAAAAAUCAAGUAGUGUAUGUGAGUCUGUGAAAUCUACUAAAAUCUCAAAAAGUAGAAGACCAGACAUUCAAGUUUAUAUGCCUAAAGCUAAGCUCAAUGCCUCAAGACUCAAUGAAAGACCGAGCUCAUCUAUGAAUGAUUCUUCCUCUAAAUAUGAAGAGGAGGAUGGUGAGGUUUCAUGGAAAAAAUCCAGUUCUCAUUGUGAUAGACACAAGUCAAUGGAUGCGAAAGUUAAAACGCAGUCAGUAAAAACAGAAUCCAAUGGGAUUAAAAGUAGUAAACCCCAAUCGAGUAAAGACUCUGAAUCUCCUGUGAAUACAAAAUCUUGGGCAGAUUGUGUGGAAGAGCACUUAUCCAAUUCUAGAUCUUCACCAGAGGAUCAAUUAUGCAAUGGUUACUCUGACAGUAAUGUGCAUCUACAUUUAUCUAAUGCUUUCAGUGAUAAAAAGAUUGAACAUUAUACUAAAGCAAAUCACAAAUCAGGUAGAGAUGAUCAAAGAUGGCAUAGAAAUAAGAAAGGAAAUAAACAAAGAGAAAUUUCAGUGACAAAUGUGGGUGAAAAAAGUAAACACAAUGAUGUCACUAAGAAUUUAUCAGCAAAGGAUUCUGCUAAUCAAAAACAAACUGAUAUUUCUACUAGGAAUCUUCCUGGAAAAGAUUCAAACAGUCAGAAACAGAUGGAUAAUAUAUCUACAAGAAACCUCUCUGGGAAAGAUUCAAAUAGUCAAAAACAGUGUGAAAUGUCUUCGAGGAGAUAUUCCAGUAAGGAUUCAACUGUUCAGAAACAGUCUGAUACUUCUACGAGGAAUCUACCUGGAAAAGAUUUGUAUAAUCAGAAACAAUCUGAUAUGCCUGGAAAAGAUUCAAAUUGUCAAAAACAGUCGAAUAUAUCUACAAGGAAUCUAUCUGGUAAAGAUUCAAAUAUCCAUAGACAGUAUGAUACGAGAAAUUUACCAGGAAAAGAUUCUGUUCCGCAGAAACAAUCUGAUAUGUCUUCAAGGAAUCUAUCUAGUAGAGAUUCGAAUGCUCAUAAACAAUCUGAUACAUCAUUAGGAAGAAUAAACAAGUCAUUAGAUAAUGCAGCUCGUUUGAAAGAAAAGAAAACUAACACAAAUUCCUUAGAUAGAGGAAAAAUGAAACAAAGAGAAAAUUCAGUAACAAAUAUAGAUAAUAAAGGUUAUGUGUCUGAAUUUAAUGAUUCCAGUAAUGUAAAUUUACAUGAUGUAAAACAGGAAAGAAAGAAGCACGAUAAAGAUUUUGUUAUUCCACCACGUUUUCAGAAACAGAAGCUGCAAAACUCAGAUUCCAGCUCUUCUGUUCAAAGUAGAUGUGGCGGUAUUUUGAAGUUGCCUGUAGAUCAUGAUCAUAUUGAUCCUCCUUUGGAGAUGUUGGAAAAACUGCAUAUUCCGAAAGUAUAUCCCGAACCUCCAAAAAUGUUCAUUCCUAAACUGUUGUUUGAUCCUAACAAUCCUAGUAAACCUGAGAUUGUCAACAUUCCUGCACCAAUACCACCUCCUCAUGUGCCAUAUCCUAAAGUGAAUCAUAUGCUGUACGCAUCAGACUCUCUGAAUUCCCACUAUAUUUCUGCUCCAGUGGAGGCCGGGCCUUAUAUCCCACCACCUCAACCGCCUAAAGCAAACCCACAUUACCAGUUUAUGCAACCUGGUAAUAUCUGUGCCAACAAUGUUCUAAAUGGUUAUUUAGAUAUGAGUGGAAGUAGUCCUCCAAUUCAUGCUCCACAGAUGAAUGGUAUUUAUCCAACUCCUCAUUCUUACUCAGAUGUUGUUCCUGUCAACCAAGCUAAGAGGAGAUUGAAACCCAUUGUUGAAAAGAAUUUGCAUGAGAUUGUGAUGCUAGAAAAAGAACUCACUUCUGUCUUGGCAAAAGGUUUAAUGCAUAAUUUGAAUGGCUUGAAGCAAUGCAGAUGGAAGUUGCAGCUUCGAUAUGAGAAUAUAAUUUUGGCCGAUCCCAAAUAUUGUGCUGAAAAGAAUCCUGAGCAAACUCUCUGGAAGACAGUUUAUCACCAUAUAAUUGAAACUUAUAGAAAACAAUUGGAAGAUAAUCCGAAUAAUUCUGAAGAGAUCAAGGAAACUCUUUUGAAUAUUAUUUUAGAGGUAUACCAUACCUGUGGUUUCUUAAACUAUUUUUCCUGUUGCAUAUACAGAAAAGAAAAAAACAUUCAUGCAACAGCCUGUUUGAACUUAGGGUCAUGGAAGUUUAGGCUCCACAUUUUUGUGACCAAUGGCAUGAAUGCAACAAUUUUCUCAGCAUUGUGCACAGGUCGCCUUUACUUCCUAGACAAUCUGGUACCCAUUGAGCUGAAACUGGGUGGGCGUGAAGCUGCCACUGGGGAUCGAUUACCAGUUUUUCCCUAUGACAUUAAUAGGAACAAUUUUUCAAUUCAAUUUUUUAAAACAAAAUGUCNAAAUCUAAUUUAUUUAGGGGAUCUUGCUCGUUAUAAAGAACAAAUUUCACAGACCUCAAACUAUGGAAAAGCUCGAAGUUGGUACUUGAAAGCACAACAGAUAGCUCCAAAGAAUGGAAAGCCGUAUCACCAGUUAGCUCUACUUGCCUUAAAUACAAGACGGAGGCUGGAUGCUGUUUAUUAUUAUAUGAGAAGUUUGGCUGCUAGCAAUCCUUUUCUCUCUGCUAAAGAAAGCCUUUUAUCGUUGUUUGAAGAAGCUAAAAGAAAGUAUGAGAGUUAUGAGAAGAAAAGAGUACACGAGAAUACUGAAACAGAGGUCUUUGAGGAUCAGGCAACAGAGCGUUAUGAAGUUUGGAUCAAGAAUGAUGGUUCCAGUACAGAGCGUCCUGCUGAAGUGGGAAAUACUAUUGACGCAUGCGAUUUGAAGAAAUUAACUGAUGUUGAGUUAAACAAGAGAUUUGUAACUAGCUUUUUACAUGUUCAUGGCAAACUGUUUACAAAAGUUGGAAUGGAAUCAUUUCCUGAUACCUUGAAUAAUAUGCUGAAAGAAUUUUAUUUCCUUCUCCAAAGAUCUCCAUUACCAUUGAACUCAGCUCGACUUCUACAAUUGUUAGCUAUUAACAUUUUUUCUGUCACAAACUCAGCCUUAAAAGAGCAUGGCCGAGAGCAAGGAGGGAGGUCCUUAUUACAGGAACAAGCACUGUACUCAAGUAUGGCCAUGAUGUGUCUGUUAAUGGAUAGAUGCUGCUUACUGCAUGUUGCCCACAAAUCACUCCCUGAAUACUCCAGUAACAUCAUAUCAGAUGAUUUUGGUCUGUUAUUGCCAUCAAUUAAAAUCUGGACGGAUUGGAUGUCCUGUCAAAGGUAUUUGUGGCCUCCCCCUUCUUCGCAGCUUGUAAAAGAGAUAAAUGUUCAGGUGAACAACAAUAUAUGGGUUUCAUUUGCUAAUCUAUUGUCCGUUCUACAAGAAAUAGACAUAACUAAUCCAGUCAUUGUAACUCAUAAUGCUAGUAAUAGUGAAUGUAUAAUAUUAGAAGAAGAUAUUACUUUUGCUGGUUUUGUUCCUCUUUUGGGCUCUAUUCAGAAUCCUGCUUAUGCAAUUCUUCCUUAUGAUAAAGAUAAAGCUAGGCACUGUUUAAGAAUAAGCAAAAUACAGUUUUUUGGGGAUUAUUUGUGUGGAGUGUCUCCUCCUUAUUUAGAAUUUGAUGUUGGAGCUAAAUGUUUUGUAGCUUUACUUGAGAACUUAUCUUAUGAAGAAACUUAUGAACGGAGUGUUUUACUGUCCUCAGAGGAUUCAUUUAGAGAAGAGCAUUUGAAUGAUAAAUUGCAAGAGGACUCAAUUAGUAGAACAUCAGUCAGCAAUGAGCUUUCAGAUCUCUGGUCUCGCAAGGAAGCACUCAGCAAAGCUAGGGAAGAGCAACAAAAAUACCAAGCUCGGGUUCAAGCUGUAUUGCACAAGCACCAGUGUCAGCGUCCUAUUGUUCUUAAAAUUAAACCUAGAUACCUGGUUCCUGAUACAAAUUGCUUCAUCGACCAUCUCAAGCUCUUUAAAAAUAUUUUGGCUUCUACUGAUUUUCAUUUAAUUAUUCCUUUAGUUGUGAUCAAUGAACUGGAUGGUUUGGCCAGAGGUUCAAGAGGUAGUGAACAUUCCAGUCGUGUGACAGCUCUUUCUCGGGAAACUAUUCUUUUCCUUGAACAACAAUUUGCCUCUAGGCAUCCUCAUCUGAGAGCAAUUACUUCAAAGGGAUCCAUAUUAGACACCAUCAGUUUCAGAAGUGAAGAGAUGGGUCAAAACAAGGGCACAAAUGAUGAUCUCAUUUUAACUUGUUGUUUGUUUUACUGCAAAGAUAGAGCUGAAAAUUUUAUGCCUAAAAAUCCAGAUGAUCCCAUCACCUUGUUCCGGGAAGUAGUCUUAUUGACAGAUGACCGAAAUCUGAGAGUAAAGGCCCUAGCCCAUCAUGUACCUGUUAGAGAUCUUCUCUCUUUCCUUCAGUGGACUAACUCUUGAAGGAAACUAAAGAUCACUGCCUCUCAAGAAUAGUCUCCAAAUACACGCUUUAAGGUGGUGUCAAGCUACAGUGGAUGAAGCUGUUAAGGAAACCAUCAUUCUCCAAAGGAUGUGACAAUGUUGUCAUUGAAAACCUAAGAUCUUCUGAAAGCUGUACUAAUAAAUACAGUGUGCAGCAAAAGUCAAAAAUAGAUUUCUCAAUGUAAACUGAAUUCUUUUUUUUUAAAUAUAAAUUAUGAGAAUUAACUUGUUAUUCAUAAUUUAAUGUGUUAUGUAGCUAUUCAUUAUAAUAAGACUUGACUGAAUGUUUUUCACCUGACAGUAUUUUUUUUUUUAAUAAAAUAUUAUCUGGGAUAGUAUUUUUUGAGAUGUGUGCCAAAUUCAGAAAUUUUGUGACUUCUAUAAUAUUUGUGCUGCUUAUGAAUUUUUUUGCAGUUUGAUUGUGAGAGAAAAAAAUAUUAAGUUUAAUUUUUAAUGUUUAAAUUUAUGUUUUCCUCAAAAAUUUAAUUUGUAGUAUUCAUUAAAUACAAAAAAAAUUUUUUUUCAAUUAAGUUUUGUAAUUAUAAGAGUUAUUAAUGAUUGAGAAAAGAAAAACCAAUUUCUCACUAUUACAAUGCAGAACUAUACUCUCAAAAUUUUCCAGUGUUUCUUUACUUACAACUUGUUUUGCGUUUUUAAAAAAUUACUUGAUGUUGCAAAAAUUUGUUAAUAAAAUUUCCAUAAUUUUACUCAUUAAAUAUUAUACUUUUUCUUGAAAUUCGUUCAAGUUUUUCUUUUCAUCUGUAAAUUUUUGUCUAAAGAGCUUUGGUAAUUUUUACCAAUAUUACCAUUUGAAUUAAUUUCUUCCGGAAAGAAAAGUAAGGAGCUAAACAAAAAAAUCAUUAGCUUUUUGUUUUCUGUUAAAUUCAUUUAAAAAAUAGAAAUAAAUUCCUCUUUAAUUUUUAACUAAUAAAUCUUAUAACAUAAAAAAUAUUUUUAAAGGUUUAAAUAAAAAUAGAAAAUCCUCUUUCAGAACUUUUAGUUUUAUUUUAAUGCUUAAUCAGUUAUGUCAUUUUCAUGCUAAACUUAUUGUUGACUUAACCUAAUUAGAUAAUAUUCAAGUAAACUUCACUUAUAUAUGACAAAUUUUUACCCAUUCAUGAAACGUUUGGGAAAACACUUAAUCUAAAAUGGUUUUUACCAAUCUAAAAAGGUUUUUACCAUAUAACACAAUAUUCGACACAAUUUUUUAAAGAUGGGUAACAAUUUCAGUUUAUUUCAAAGGUAAGAUGGUUGCUAAAUAAUGUUACACAGAGACUUUUAAGUUCUCUAUCUAUGUGAUGACAUUGUGGCACUACCUACCAACUUAUCACUGAUUCACUUUUUGUUACCAAGACUUAAGUGUGAAAAUUUUAAAGGUUCUCAGAGCAGCAGUCAAAAUUUGAGAAACAUUGAUCUAACUAGAAUAAAUGAACUAAAGUAUCAUAUACAGCAACGGUGUUUGCUAAAUGAGAACAAAGUAUAAAUAAGUACAAAACUAAAUCUAGUCUGCAAUGAUUUUAAAAAUUGCUUUAGAAUUAUUCAACCAAAUAUAAGUAGUUUAAAAAAAAGUUAAGUUAGAAAUUUGGUUCGACAAAUGUCAAUGUCUAUUUUCUGCACUUUAAUAGAUUUCAUUACAUAUAUAGUUUUUAUUGUAAUUAUUUUGUUUAUUUUAAGAUUAAGCAUUUUAAGUAUUAAUAAUGCUUAUUUGUGUUAACCAUUGUGGUACAGGGACCAAAAAAGAAAAAAAAAAUUUAGUGUUUUUUUUAAAUAUGUAACUAAUAUUUUGUGGCUUAAAAAAAGUGGUUUCUUAAACUAAACCAUAUUUUAGUAAAACAUAACUAUUAUUUUCCUGUUAUUAAGACAAUGUGCUGUGAUUUAAUUAAAGUAUCUAAUUAUUGUACAACAUGUAAUUAUUAUAAACAUUUUUGCACAUACAAAUAAUCCAACUUCUUAUUUUAAUAUUUAUGAAAAAUUUGGAUUUGCUUUUUGUAAAUUGUAAGACUAACAAAACACAUUGUGCAACAAAUUUGAAUGUUUUUUCAGCCCUUUAGCUGAAACUAUGUUAUUUUGCUUAAACAAAAAAGUGCUUUGUCAUUUUUCAUUGUUUUUUUUUAAUGAUACUUGUUGGGUUGAACAUUUGCUUAAUUUAGGUUUAACAAAAAAAUUGUUUAUGAAACCACUUUUAGCAUUUUAAGGAGAAAAUUCCUUUUAUAGAAAAUGAAAAUACCCGUAACGUUCUGGCAUACCUAAUGAUCCGGAAAAAAUUCUGUAGUGAUUUGUUUAUUCUCACAAAUAAAAGCAUUAAAAACUUAAUGUAAACCAUGUUUCAUGUUUUGUUAGCUUUAUAUUAAUUAUUGCCAUAUUUAUAAAUUUGCUUAAAUUUCUACUAGAAUUGUAAAAGUAUUGAAUCGCCUAAAUACUGACAAAGAAGGGAAAGUUAUAAUGUUUUGUUACAUUUGUAUAUUUGCUAGUAAAUUAAAUUAAGACUGAUUUUUAAAAAUGUAAGCAUAUUAAAGGAAAAUGGCAAAUUAAAACUAGUACUAAGGUGCUUUUUUGUAGUUUUCUUUAUAGAAAUGAUUUUGAGUGUGUUUUUAAGAGUACUUUGUGUUUUUUAUUUUUGUAUAAGAGAAAAAACAUCCUUUGUAAUUAUUUUUUUUAGUUUUUUGGUAUAGAAAAAGUUGUAGUUUAAUAUGGUUAUUACAUUUCAAAAUUUGUUAAAUUUAUAUUAGGUUGAACCUCUUAAACCUCUUCAGUUUGUUAAUUUGCUUAAUUUAAUAUUUUCAUUCUCAUUGGUACUAGUAUUCAGAAUGUGAUUAUACAAAAAAAAAACACAAUCCUGUCUCUAAGUGAAAUUUAAUAAUAAAAAAAAAAACAUACUCUAGUGUAAAUUUAUACUUUUAUAUUGUCUAUUAAUAUUUUAACAGUGUUGUUUUUUCUGAAGAUUAUUUGUAAUAAUAUAUUGUAAAUCUCUUUACAAGUCAAUAACACAAAGUUUACUCUAAUAUGUUAAGAAAUAACUAUCAUUGUUAUAAAGAGUUGGCUUUUUUAGAAACAUUUUUAAGUCAAGUAACACAUUUACUGCAUCAACAGUAGUUACAAAGCUAAAGAGAUUAUGUAUAAAAAAUGCCAUUGCAAAGGUGAGUCAGUGUAUAUGUUUGUUCAUUAUAGUUCAAGUAAUUUAAAAUUUGACUUGAUUAUCAUUUUUAAUUCUUUGUGAAGGAAUUUUUUUAAAAAUAAUUAGUGGCUAGUUAUAGAAUCAAUAGCCAUGAGUAGAUUUGUUUAAUUUUGUUUUUCAUGUAAUUGUAGUUCCUGCAAUUUGUUUAUUAAUACAAUUUCCUCUUUUUUUAUUCAAAGUAAACUGUUAGCAAAGGUUUAGAAUAAAUUCCUAAAGAUAGAUUUUUCUGACUAAAUUAAGAUGUGCAUAACUAGUUACUUUUUUUUAGUUUAUUAUUAAUAUUGAUUAAAAAUGUUGAAAGUAAAACUACUCAUAAAGUGAGACUGCUGUUAAUUCUAAAUAAUUUUACUGAUUGAAAUAAGACUCGUUUAUAAGUAACUUUUUUAUUCUUUAAUUAUUAUAAAUAUUGAUAUUAAUGAUUAUUCUAUACUAUUUUGAUUGAAUUUUGAUAAUAAGCAUUUGAACUUAAUGUUAUAAGAAAUGUUAGAUGUUAUUUUAUAUUAGUAAACUAAAAAAAGUGACAACUCAAAAAAGAAUGUCAAUUACUAAUCUUAGAAAAUAUAACUUCAUUGAGCAUUAAUAAGAAUUUUAUACUUUUGUCAACUUUGAGGUAUAUUCAGUCAUAUGCAAAUAAGUAUAAUUCUUCACGGUCUUAACAUAUAAAGUAGUCAAAACUUUUUUUUAAUUGAAUUUAAAAGUGAUAAAUAAUUUCCACGGCAUUCUUUGGGAGCUUAGGUUAUAAUUUUACGCCUUACAGUCGAAUUGCGGCUCACAAGUGUGUGGUCCUGCCCCUCAGCUAAAAAUUUAUUGGAAAAAUUGAUUAUUAAUUACUAACCAACUUUUUAAACUAAUAGUGUAAAAAGUGUUAUCACAGUUUUUAACUAAAUUCAUUAACCUUUGAAAAAAUACUUUCAUAAUAACAUAGAAAAUUGAAAUAUAGAAGUACUAAUGCAUAUAAUAUAAAUCUCAUAACAUUUU
Messenger RNA from Parasteatoda tepidariorum (common house spider), 8992 nucleotides. Lineage: Eukaryota; Metazoa; Arthropoda; Arachnida; Araneae; Theridiidae. The record is from RefSeq and is a predicted model, not a curated record.